Messenger RNA from Anisakis simplex (herring worm), 318 nucleotides. The record is from the annotation of a GenBank genome assembly. NCBI's taxonomy places the organism in Eukaryota, Metazoa, Nematoda, Chromadorea, Rhabditida, Anisakidae.
AUGCUCGAUGUACCAGUCUUAUUCGACGUUGGAAGCGAGCGAUCGUUUAUCACUGAUGAACUGGUAAAACGACUCGGCAUCAAAGUGAAACGCAAAGAACCAAUCACGAUUGAUGGAUUCGGAGGAGUAAAAGUGAUGCAUGGUGAGUCAGCACGCAGUCGAGUGAAACUACGAUGUGUCGAUGGGCGAUUCAUCACAAUUACGGUCAAUUCAGUACCUGAAUUAACCGGCGAAAUUCCGGUAGCGGAACUCACUAAGCAAGAUUUUAUCUCGUACGUACAGCACUCGGUGACUUCAUCAGUGGCAGAGGAUCACUAA